GGCUGCGGUGUUUUUGUCUGUGUCAGUGAGCGCUCCUCCCGGGCCGAGGCGGCUGUAAGGAUUUCCAGAGGGCAGGUAAGAACAGCAAAUAAGUUCAUGUGUUUGAAAGCUUUGGCUCUUUUUGUGUCUCGUUGUUUUUUAACGCGCUUUGGACAAACCGCUUUCCAGAGAGAGUGACUUCUUUUGUACAGCGUCGGUCCUGCCCAUUCCUCCGGUCCUCUAUUUAAGUAGCGGCUCCUUUAUCCUCUAAAACCCGACCCAGCUUCAUUUAUAGACACCUUAUCAUAUCUUGUUAUGUGCUAUAAUGGUUUUUAAUCUCACCUUUAGCAUUAUUUACCUUUGGAGGAGUGUUUGUCUCUGUCUCGUGGUCGCUCCUCCGGUGCGUCCCUUUUUUGUUCAGAGCAUCAUCACUGGAGGCUAACACGCUGCACGGUGACGGAAAAAACACAAUAUUCCAUUAUAAUAACAAUAAUAUUUUGCACCUAAAUACUGAAAUCCUACUUAGCAGACACUCUGACUUAUCACUGACAUUGAAUUAUCACCAAUAAGAGGGUUUUCUGCGUAAAAAUCUGUGCGUAAUCUGCACAGUAUCCCAGUAUUACAAUCAUCUUGCACAUACAGUUUUAUUGUCAUAGACCGCAUAUAGAGAGGAGAUCGUGCCACGCGGCCUCAACUUUAGUCCUAAUUGAUAAAAGCAGGAGUUCUGGUCUUACAGUGAGCUCACACAGUCCAUUACAACAUCGCCUCCCCUUCCCACUGCACUGUAAUUCCUAAACGAGCAACACAUUUGAGUGUUUUGUUUCUGUUUGUGCCUUUCCUCCUCCACACACAUUAUCUGUCGCGACAAUCCGAGCAUUCCCCAUUUCAUUAAGAAAAUGAAAAAGCUCUCGCACUGAAGGCUCGGGGGAGAGGGUGGGUCCGUGCAGGAUUCUGCUGCAAGUUUUUCAUUACUUCCAGAUGUUCAUCAGCUUUUUCGUUUGCCGCUCCCAGCCCGCAAAUUUGCUGGUCUGUCCGGCUGUAGUCGGUCAGUUAGUGUCGUCUGAAGAUGGAUGAGGGCUGGACAGGAGGAGGAUAAACACACCUAAAAGUCUGUGUAACUAUUUUUGUACUUUUUAAGAGCAUGCAAAGCCAAAGGGGGACUCUUAAUGGAAUCUAACUGAGCACACAAGUUGCAUAAACGUGUAUUUUUCUCUUCGCUUUUACACAUUGAAAGUGUUAAAACCAAUUUUGCACUUUGAAAGGUUUCCAGGCAAAAGGAGUCAACUUAGUCUGCUUGCCACAGGAGUAAUUUGUCAGAUGAUGCUGUGGGGAAACUUUGUCUAAACUUAAGAUCCUUUGACACCACUCUGUAAAUGAAUAGUUGAAGUUCUUUGCAUAAAACAGUCAUUUGUCUGUAUUUGGUUAUUGAGCAUUCAUAUGGAAGAUUACUUGUGAAGUGAAGAUGUUGUGCCACCUUAUAAGUAGAGGAAUGGAACAACCUCAGACUAUAAUAAACUGCUGUGUUUAUGCUCUUUUACAAUCCAAGGCUCUGCUUUGGAGCUGUCAAAGUCCUAAACAGUUGAUUUUGAAGUGUGAACAGAAUAAUGAUCUUAUGUGCUCAAUAUAUUACGGUGUAUGCAAAACCAUUAUCAUAAAAUGUGCGCAUAGGAUAAGUAUUUUUUCGACAACCUAUUUUAUUAUUAUCUUUUGUGCACAAGAUAACUGAUAACCAAGUUAUUAUUAGGGAUGCACGAUCCGAUAUUUGAUUCUAGAUCGGGUAUCGUGAAAAUGGGUCUGAUGAAUAGGGGCAGAUCUAUUCUGUCUAACUCUAUGCUAUGCGCCGUGAGUGGCAUCCACAAGUAAACACCCACAUUGUUUUCAAAAUGGAGCGAGCAAAGGGGUCUGCUAUCUUGAACUUUAUCCCAAUACCUCAGCAGUAAAUGUUCCAGGGGGACAGUGGUAAAACUUAAGGAUACAACAAAAGGUAAUUCAGCGUGGCUUUUCUGUAUCGGAAUUGGAUUGGUAUCUGCCGAUACUAAACUGUAGAUAUCUUUAUCGGUAUCGGAGGUGAAAAAAGUGGAUUGGUGCAUCCCUAGUUAUUAUUGUCUUGUGCACAUGAUGAUACCUUGUGUGCACAGGAUAACUCUUUUGUGAACACAGUAUUAUACAUUGCACAUUACAAGUUCAUUAUGAUAGGAUCAUUUUAAUAUCUUGUGCACACAUUAUUUUCUCUUUUGCAGAGAGUUAUAGAUACUCUAACUUGUGUUGAAAAUAUUAUCCAAUAAGUACUAGACAAAUUUUACCAAGGAGACAAUAAAAAAUGAACCAUACUGUAAUCUCUUCUGUACACAAUAAAUAUGGUCUAAUAUGAACAGGAUAUUAUCUUAACUUAUCUUAUUCAAAUGCUCACAUCAAAUUUAAAUUGGAAUCUUAUUGUAUCAUAAUCACAUUUGCACAUGGUAUAACUACUGUAUAUGGACAGGUAACUAUCUUAUGUAAAAUAUUAAAUAAUGUUUUUAGAUGAAAAAGUUUGUUAUAGUGAAUCUUUAGGGACUUAAUGGAUAUUUGAUGUUACUGAAUCAUAAACUGUAAGGUUUCAUAUCCCAUUUUUCUCACUGUAUAGUUCAGGAUAAAUUCUUACAUAAAAGGAGUCUUUAGUUUUCUUGUUGCGUCAAAACCCACUUUUAAUUUAACUGCUUCCUCUUGUCUUUUGGAUAGCUCUCAGGGGAAAAUCUUUGUUUUUUUAAUUGCCAUAAAUAAACAAAGAAGUCAAAAUGCUAACAUAGCCUAAAUGUUUUUCUGUGAGUUUUUGACUUCCAACACACAACUUGAGAAAUUGUUUGUUGGCUCUUCAGAGGAUUGAACCUACCUUCAAAUCUAACUAACUAUAUUAAAGCUUUGUUAGAUCAUGCAAGAGCCACAGGGAAACUGUAUUGUAUCUAAAGACCCUUAAGAUGUCUCUUAAUAAACAAACAAAGCAGGUUUUAUGACCCAAAAUGAAGAUAUAAAUGUUUCCUCUCAAAUAUAUGUAUAUUUUAAGGUUUAAAUGAAGGUUUGUUUGUCGAGUGAAGAACUUUCCGUCUCUGAUAAGUGCUGGAGAUUCAUCUGUAAACACAUCAGAUGUUGUUGUGAUGAGGGACAUGCAGAAGUUGGCAGGAUGUGGGGGUGUAGUCACCAGCCUGUUACACUGCAACAUACAAUACACACCACUGUCCGGCUGUUGUGUAAUGGGCUGCUGGAUGGAUUAAAUCACCUACCAGUGAAUAACAGGGAUUGUAGCAGCUGCAUGGCGCUCAGAUGAGCUCAGUGCUGUCCUUCACGUUACUCUAUGGACAGACUGGAGGAGAGAGUGUUUACUUCACUGUGAGGUCGUCUAGCAGCAGUGGUGGGGAAUUGUGAAACGGGAGCAAAGGGGUGGCUUGUUUGUUCGGAUUUCAACAGAUUUUUGAAUAAUACAUUAAGAGAGAAAUGCAACAAAAUCAUCCUGGAUAUAUAACUGGAAUGGAGAUUAUCAAAUAGGUAAUAAUGGCUCUUUACCACUGCAUGAAACAAAACAUUAAAAAGUAAACAACAAACAAAAAUAAUCCCCAAAUCAAAAUAACAACAACAAACAGCAACACACUGUUCUUACUAGGUAGCAGCUGCCUGCCAGUUUUAGUUAACAUUAGUCUGAGAAGCACACCACAGAAGUACUUUUGUCAUAAGGGGCUAAUUUGAGAUUUGCUGCUUGUUGAGACAGUCCUUUUCUUUAUCUUCCUCAUCAUCCUCAUUAUUCUCAAGCUAUGACAUCAAAACGUCGUCAUUGACUGGAGUAGCGGUCCGUAACUGUCACUGCAGUCAUCGUCCUCUCGCCCUCACUCCUUAUCUGCAACACAAGUGACAUGGUCUGUGAUCAGCUGAUUCACAAACUUAUGGUUAAAUCGUCAUGAUCUGAAGCUCAUAUUCACACCAAGAGAAGGAGCUGCCAGAAAACAAAGCGCGUUUGCUCUCCUGCUCAUGGAUUUGGACUUGAUGCUGUUCAAGUUCUGGGCCAAAGCAUGACGUGGACAUGUAAACAUAUUGUGUGACUGGUUCAGUCGACAUGGUAUCAAUCUAUAAUAACAAAACAAAGGCUGGUGGUGCUAGCUCUGCUGUUGUUAAUCAAACUUGGAAAACUAGUCUGAAAUAGUUGACCAGCAGAGAUCUAAAAUCCUGAGUUUAGACGUCUUAAAAAAUCAAUAAUUUUGUCUGUUUUCUGAAUGUUUUCCAACUGUAAGACCAGAUGGUUUGUCAGGAUUUCCAUUUUAAUGACUCAGAAAUAAGUUGCUUUGAAACAUUUGGACGUGUAUACCGUAGUUUAUCUUAUAGAUAGUAUAGUAUUGAGGUAGAAGCCUUUUUUUCUGGGUGGCGUUAAUCCUAAUCCAAAAAUAAUCUGUUGACUCUUCAAACAGUGUAUUUCAUACUCUCAGAUCCAUCCCCAGGCUCUCCAAAUCCAUUCUGAUCAAUACCUGUUUGCUACAGUAACUGAACAAACAGAUUGAUCGCAGUGCUCUUGUAUUAGUUCUAGCUGUGUGUACAUUAUAUACCUGUAACUGAAUAUUGUCUUUUGAGCUCCAGAUAGAGUGAGCGUAAUAACACUGAAACUCGACCCUUCAAGGUUUCUGUGGGGACUCCUGGAAUCCCACCAGAGACCCCCACUAGUCUGCAGUUUUUGGGAUCUCAGGUUUGCCUCUCUUUUUUUUUGGAGAGCAGGAAUGUGAUUGUCUCAUUACAACAUUUGGACCCAGGGGUGCUGUAGUGGAAUGCAGAGUUAUAAACCCCAUUUGCACACUAGGCCACACGCCGGGCAUUUAAAAGGUUUAGCGAGGCUAAUGAAAUUACACCCUGAAGCUGCACGAGACUGUCUGUCACCAUCUAGGAAAUACUGCUGAUUAACUAAUCUGGACUGCUUCACUUCUAGAGGAAUUAUAUGCUCUGCUAAAACCAGACUUUAUGGUUAAUUUCAUCGCCUUUUAAAAGGGAUCUGUGUGGUUUUAACAAUCACUUUUAAGGUAUUAUUCCUCAUAUGUAUUCAGUUUAAUUUUUAUAUUUCUCACCUUAAAAAACUACCUUUACUAAAACAUUUCAUCCUCUAUCAAACUGCUAUUUUAUAUGUGGUUCACACCCAAAUUCCUUGGUUUAAAAGGAGGACUAAACAUACAUACUUUCAAAUAUUUCACCCUGUUUUGGUGAAAACAUUGGAGGUUAAUAGUUAAUACUUAACUAUAUAUUAAGGUUAAUACUCCUACUUAUCUACAUUAAUUGGAACAUCUGUUGCAGUGAUGUUUUCAGUGGCCUAAUUUGGCUUUAGAGCUUCUUGGGACAGUAAUUCAUUAUCUGCUUGAAUAAUCUGACUUAAUCUCCUUUAAUUCUCUAAUCAUUCAGAGGAGCACGAUAGAGUUUUCUGUACAAUAAAGCCGACACAUGUAGGAACAGCCUGUUAUGGAGGUUUGUUUUCGAGUCUGUUGUCUUUUGACCAGCAGCUCUCAUUGAAUCAGGAAGUAAUUGAUAAGAUCCCUGAAAGGGAAACACUUAACUUCAUCAUCGCUGCAGGAAGAUUACUUCCUCUGCAGUCUGCUCGCCACAAGGCCUGCAAGACAUGAGAAACAUGAGCGGAAUAUGUGUAUUUGCAUCGUUUCACACUGCAGCCACAAUAAAAUGUAGAAAGAAUGAACAAAUAUUUAAGUCCUUAUCUGCUGAUUGUCUUACUAUAGGGAUGUUACACUCAUUACAUGAAACUUUGCACAGAAAUGACUGGGCUAAAGAGCUUGGUAGAUUGAUCUGACAAGAAGAUCUUGCUCUAUCAAUUUACAUAGAAAUGAUCCACAAAUCACCACAAACAUAUCAAAGAGACAUCCACCAAUUGGUAUAUUGUGACCAGUCACAUGCCUCACCUAUGUGAGGUGUAGUAGUUUUGUACAUACAGGAUGAUAAAAAAAAAAAAACUGAAAGUAACCAAAUGGGACUCCUGAGAAGUGCAAAUGUUGGGGUCUUUGCUGCUGCUCUCCCUGCCUUAACUUUGGCGGUCCAUGUACGCACAUGGCAGGGCAGGAAACUCUUAGAACAGAGUCAGACCGUAUAAUAUAAACUAUAGCAUGCAAAUAAUUAGGUCUGUCCCGAUAUGAUAUUGAUAUAUCGGAUAUCGGUCCAAUAUCAGCCAAAAAACAAAUAUCGGAUUAUAUCGGCAUGCAUCUAUAUCAGCACUCCGAUACAAGCAGUCCAUUCCAGACUCCACUCCGGCACGUCUAGCUAGCAGCACCUGGAUCCAGCAUGUAGAGCCCUCGUAGUGACAACAACAGUGUGUACUCAGGUACAAACAAAGUAACAAGGAGUAGGAGUGAUGUCGGCCGUGUGGCAGUAAUUUUCGUUAAAGUCCGAAAAAGACAUUUCAGCUGAGUGCAAAACUUGUCAUGCAGAAGUUUGUACCAAUAUCGGUAUCGGACGAUACUGAAGGCUACAAUAUCUGUAUCGUAUCAGAGGUAAAAAAAAGUUGUAUUGGGACACCCCUACAAAUAAUUGACUCUAUGACUAAAAGUGGUCCUGCUUGAACUCUUAAUCCAUCCGUUUUGCUGUCAUGUGUGGGGUCUUGCAUGUUUUUUGAAACUUCCUUUGAAAGGAAAAAUGCUAUCAGACAGUAAACUGUGAUAAAUAGCGUGGCCCUAAUCAGGACUACAACAUCCUGACUUGAUCUUUGCCCCACACUGCUCUGACCAGGUCCACACCAUUCAUCUUCCUGCUGUCUGGACUUUGUCUUCCUCCCUCCAGACCCCAUACUCUCCCCAAAAACAGCCUCUGCUCGGCAUCAUCCUUAAUCCCCACCUCCACAAACUGCACAGGAAUUUUUCUCCCCAAAUACCCCCUCUCCCCUCCUCCUUUUUAAUGUCUUUUUUUCCGGUGCCGCUCCUUGCCGCUUGGCCCCACCCUUGCUCAGUUUCCUGUUGGAGGUCAGCACAAUGACCAAUGAGCAGGAGACUGGCGGGUGUUUACUCUGCUCUUGUUCCAGGAGUAAUGGGAGCCGCUCCAGUCAGCCCCUCCCCUCGGCUUUACACCAGACUGUCUGCUCCCCUAUACCUCCACUUCUUAAUGUAAAAAACAUCCAGAGAGGGCAGAGAGUCCUGAGGAGAAAGUCUCAUGGGCUUAUGAUUUCACUUUCCGCAUUUUUAAAGCCCAAAUUAGUCAUAAACCACAUGUCCGGCAGCACAAGAGCUCACUGUAUGACCACGCUGAUGUGAGAUCAUGUGGCCCCGUCAUGCAUGAUGAAGGCCCCGACUGUCAGGCGCUGACGUACACUUUACAGCCACAUUAUACUCAGUUACAAGUUUGUUGUUGUUGCCUCUCCAUUAAAUAUUCUUAGAGCUUGUUCAGGAGAGAGAUUUGAUGUUAAAUUUCCUGAUUUAUUAUUCAUUAAGGAGCAGUUAGCUGAAUGAAGCCAUCUGUGCUGCAGAGUGAGGAGGAGGAGGAGGACAAAGGAGUCCCAGAAGAUCGGUCAACUACUGUUUCUCCUCAUCUUUGAGUAACAUUUAAAACUCCUCUUCUUAUUUCCCAACAACAAUCUGCUUAAUUUGGUGCAGCUCCCCGUACAGAUUCUCUAUUGUGGGUCUAAUUUUAGUCGAGGAAUGCACAAAUGAUGGUAAUCUUCUAGGCGGGGUCGUCAGAGAUUAUGAGAAGAGGUCCUCUGAAACUUAUACUGUUGUCCUGAGAGCUCCUGCAGCCUGUUUGUGAUUUUUAAGCUGAUCUCUCUACGUCCAGAUCUCACUCUGGUGUCUGAUUCAUACAGCUGGAGUCUGAAUCUGAGCACAGUCAUGGUCUCCUCAUUUGAGAAGUUUCCAUUAAAACGCUCAGCAGCAUUUCUUCCCCUUUUCUCCCCCCUCCUCCUCUUGCAGUUUCGUCUUUCUCCCCUUGCAUUCCCACUCUCUUUCUCUCCCUCACAUACUGUACGAAUCUGCUCUACUUUUUCACCCCUUUCUCACUUUUGUUUUCUCUUAUUUUACCCUCUCCUUCUUCUUGUUACUCUUUUUCCUGGGCUGGGAGGAAGUGACUUGGUUGUUUCUUGAUCCUUGGGGAAUAGACAGAUGGAGCUCCUUUUCCUGUAACCCUUUCUUUGUCAGACCAGUGCAACACAUCUCCCUGUUUAACCACAGAAAUGAGCGCUGACCAGCCAGACUUUUAGUUGGUUUCAAAUAAUUGGAACAGGCAAAAGCGAAGGAAUAGGGUCAAAUCUGGACGGUGGGUCAUCUCAGAGAGAAAGGGGAUUAAGAAAUUGGACUGGUAAUCCAGUCUUGAUCUUUCCUGGAUAAAACCUCCAAUUUGUGUCGUUCAAGACUUGAAUGGGAUUGGGAUAGCUUUGAUCCAAAAUGGUAGGAUUGUCCUGAUUGAAGAGGUGGAUUCAGGCUGGAUCACAGGAACAAAAUGUUAUAACUCUUACAUAGAAAUACAGAAUCAAUACUCGCAUCGUUAUCUUGAUAAAGUGGAUGAGUUAGAUAGGAAUUAAAAAGCUGGUCUUUAGCAAGAUUUUUCUGUCAUUGUGGAAGGGUGAUCUGAAGACUGGCCGAAAAUGAAGAGAGUGGUGGAUGCCAUGCAGCAGAGGGUUGUGAUGGAAGUCGACUUCGUCCAUAAAAUAUUUCUUUGAAUACCAUCAAUAUCCAGCAUGCAAUGCAGAAUUAAAUCAACUGAGUCGACCUUUCAGUUUGGAUGGAUGAAUUUUAUCGUCCCAUUACGAGAACAGUUGUCCAAAUUUGUGAAUCUUUUGAAGUUUGUGUCUGGAUCUGAUCCAGUCAAGUUUUCCUUUGAACAACAGAGGGAUAUCUGGAAAUUUGGCGCCUUCUCAAAAAUUGCUGCUUGCCAGACAAAGGUUUACUGUUGUAUGAUCCCAUUUUUGGUCUAAAAGAGGUCUAAUAGACGUCUAAAUGUAGCCUAGAUGACUGGUCUAAAAUCAGGCUACCGGAGGUCUAAAAAUGGAUUAGACCAAGUUUAGACUUGUCAGCGAACAGAGGUCUAACUGCAUAUUGCUCAACUGCUAUCAUAAUUAUUUUGGUCAAAGUACUUGGAGAUCAGUUAUGCAACUGUUGCUUUUUGAAAUAAAUAGUUAGCGAAUAAUGGGUUAAAGUGCAACGUCUAAAAUACACAGAAUCUAGACGGUUGAAAUUAGGUCUAAAAAAAAACUAGAUGUCUGAUAGCUGUCUAUUACUCAGUGGGAUGGUUUAUUACCCAGAUGAUGAAGCACAAAGAAGCAAGCAAUGACAAACUUGUGUUGGCUGUCAAAGCAUGCUGGGAGGAUGAGUGGUCUUUACCAUGACACAACACCUAUGCAAAAUAAAUACUCUUGUCCACAGAUUCACUGAUGUAAUUUAGAUAUUCAUUCAUCAUCAUUUCGAGGCUAAGACAGCUGACUGUCAUAUUCAGAGAAACAGAAAUAAGGUAGGAGUGAGUCACAGCCAUAAGAAAUUUCAGCCGUUAACCAGUUGGCAUAGGAACCAGUCAGGCCACCCGAGUAGGGUGAGAAUACUGUUUCUCUGCAUAUGUGUGUUUGUGAGAUGACUUAGAUCAUUUGACAGUGACUGACAUUUAUUUUCAUUUUCAAGGCUCUCAAAAUCACCUCCCAACUAAAAUCCAAAGUAACCAUUUGCUAUCCACUGUGUUGACUGAUGUCGAACAAGUGAUCCACACCAGUGUGAAUUUUUCUGCAUCUAAUCCUUGAUAACAAAAAAGAUGUUUUUCACCAAAUCUGGUGCAUUUGUUUCCAAAUGACUGUUGGACAAUUGGUAGCAACAUUUUAAACAUCACAGCCCCGUAGUCAAAGCGCUGCUACUGAUAUAUUAGGAGGAUGAUAAAUCAGAAAUUUAUCAUCAAACCGUCUGACUUAUCAGGAAUGCAGACAAAUCAGGAACAGCUAAAUCACUUGGCUCUCCUACCUAAAUAAAUCAGUUUCAAAGCCUCAGCUGUAUUUGUUGAACUGUGUGAGUCUUCAGACCUUGCACAGUGCCGGGAGAUAUACGAGUGUGUUUUCAUCUGGCUGUGUGGGAGUCGAUGGGAGUUUGAGUUGUCUCCUGUAAAGUUUGGUAUUCGUCUUUGGAAGUGUUUGCCAACUGCAACAACACGUGGUGAAACCCUAAUGCUCCCUGAAGACUUGAUUUCUUUUUAGAGAUUCAGAGAAAUUUUUGGCAUUUGAACGGUUUAAAAAUGGGUGAAGAUCAGUGUUGGGAUAGCUUACAGAAUUUUUAACACAGAUUGCAGGUUCUGGAGCAUUUCCAGAAGUAUAUAUAUCAGCUGCUUGUUGCCGCUCUGUGUAUUUCCACUUUCUGUCAGUGUGUGGGUCAAUAACAGCACUUCAUCAACUGUUUGUUUGUUUUGAGGCAAAUUUCCUCACCACACACUGUUUCUCUCAGUCUCUCUCUCUCUCUCAGAUGCCCCUCCUAGCUUUAUAUUAGAACCAGCUGUGGAACCAGAGCCUGAAUGAAUGGCUCUUUGUGAUUUAGCGAGUCUAAAAGGUCUGUUUCUCCCCCAACCCCUCCACCCUCUGCAGCAAUGGCAAGACAAAAGUACGAAACAAUGGACUGAGUAACAGAAAAUUCUCGUUAUGAAAUAAUGCAAAGGUCACCCAUCGUGUUUUUUAAGGCUGCGAAACCUCCUGACAAAAAGUGGAGCGCAGUUUCGCAGCAGCAGCUGGACAGCCAAAGUAUGAUCCUCAGCAGACCCAGUCAUGCAGCUUAUCUGUUGGUUACAGGGCACUGUUAGAGUCUGUGUUGUCCAGAAAAGGAACACGCUGUGAGCUCAUGAAGUCACUCUGGCUUUAACUCUUUGAAGGAAAUCUGUGUGAGGUUAACCCCAAACAGCUGUACUGUAAAUGCCUCCAAGUCCACCUCCAGUGCAGUAUCAGGUUGUAGACUAGUCUUAUACCAUAACAUAUUAGUCCUGGGAAAAACUGACUUUAUUUCCUCUCCAGAACUGUGACCUACAUGGCUCUGAAAAACAUAUUUGAUACUUGCAACCUCUGUUUAAGAUCAGCUGAGAAGAGUAGAGUUUAUAUGCACAUUCAUGUAACGUUAGCAAACAACAAAAGUGCAGUGUAAGCAAAAAGUUACCUUGCCCUUUAACGCCUUUUGUAUCAUAUUUGAUACAUACUUUUAUGAUACUUCUAUCAAAUCAAUAUGAUCAACAAAUUACUAAAAAAGAUCUUUAUACAGUCCAAUAAAUGAUAAAAAUGUCCUCUUGUGGUUUGUCAGUUUCCAAAAACAUCUAAUGAAUCAAAUGAGAUAAAUAAAUAUAAAUGUUAAAUUUUAAGGACAUUUUGAUUUUUGGGUUUUCAGUAGUAAGUGAAAUAAACAUUUCAGCUCCAAAAAAAUUUUCUGGCCAUAAAUUGUGGUUUCAGGCAUUAAAGGGCUAGAAUUCGCCUAAUAUCACCAAACAUACCAGUCAAGACACCUAUCUAAUAAUACAUUUAGAAAAGUGAUUGUUGGACAGCCGGGUCCGAGUCAGAAAUUACUUUUUUAAUCAAACAUGUAGGAGCUGAAAAAAGGCAAAAACACCAAACAUCGAGGUUUUCUUUUAAAAACUGGGGCUUCUUUGGCACUUUUCAGAGCUGCUGCCUCCUUAUGUCUAAGUUUAAUGUUGUUGGGUCUUGAUUUUCACUCUUAUCAGAGUUGAAAUGGGUAAAGAUUAUGGCUCUCUACUUCAGAGAGAUGGGAGAUGGAAGGAUCUGAAAUAUAUUAUCACUCAAAGUCAAGAGCAAUAGUGCAGUGACAGCAAGGAGAUCAGUGUUAGGCAACCUGUCAUCAAUGUUUGUAGUCACACCUGUUUAAUUUGUAUUAACCAUCUGAAAUUGCCCUUUUGUUUAAUUUGUAUUAACCAUCUGAAAUUGCCCUUUUGAAUUUUAAGAAAGAAAGUUUUUAAUUUAAAAAAAUGUGGAUUUUUAUGUCAUUCUUUGAUUGACACAACAUGCCAAGAGGAGCUACGAGCUGAGCUGCUGAUCAUGUUAGCUUGGCUUGUCUAAACUUGGUUCGCAAUUUUUCUGUAUUCCAAUUUUGGCCAUCAGUGUGAGAUUUUCACAUCCUAGUUACUGUGGAAAUAAAAAAACAUCAUAACAAUGUUAUCACGUUAUUUAUGGAAAAGAUAGGUAGUAGAAAUUUGCGGUAUGGAAAAUUUUGUUUAUUCAAAAACACACGCCGUAAUGAGAGAGGGCAACACAAGAAUUGAGAAAUUUAUUUAUAAGCGCAGCUGAUUUACUUACUCGUCAUUCGCCAGUUUUAAUGAUGUCCAGUUCAUGUUACUCAAAGUCACCAGUUCUGAGAAACUUCAGGUUUAUUGAAAACUCACCGUCCCCUCUGCAUGUGAUUCUGAGUCAACAUGUCUUUUUCACGAGAUCCAAGCUCCCAACAGGAUUUUAGAUUCAUUUUGUUCAAAAUGGAAAAGGCAGCUGCACCAUUAUCUUAGUGACUAUCUACAGGAGCUCUGAAAUAAGCUUCAUGUGUAAUGUUUGGAACAAAGAGCAGACCUCAUCUCAAGGAUGAUGACAAAAAUGUACUUUAGUGACAGUGGAAGGUGAGGACUUUAAAGGUUUAAUGAAGUUUACUCAGCCAGGGUUCUCCAUUCAAGUGACUAUUGAAUAGUAUGUUUGCUUGAAGCGCCCGUCCAUAAACAGACGGGUAUUUGGUAUUUGUCAAAAUCCAAGUUUAAGUGUCAGAGUCAGUCCUGGCUUGGAACAAAAUGCCAUUUGGACAUCUCAUGUGUUUACAUGAUGGAAGUUUCCCACGUCAGCUAGAGGGCGUAGGUUUGUACCAGUGGAUUUGGAAGUGUUAGUCACACACAGGCAAGAAAACAUAAAGUAUUGCCCAAUCACAUGGCAGGGAGGCUCCGGGCCUUGGAUUGAUUAGAGAGCCUGGAAUUGGAGAGAGGAAUGAGGUGUUGGAAAAAGUUUCUUGAGAGCUGGGAGAGCCACUCUGUGUGGAUCGGGCUUCAUCCAGGCUGUGCUACAAGGGGGUCAAAGAGUGAUUGGCAUUUCAUGGAGGGAUAUUGUUCACAUCCGGCUUGUCAGUCAAAACCACAGGAAUGUUUUUCUGGCUUUGUAAACUCUGUUUGUAGUCUUAGGAAGCUGCUGAUUUGUAACCUGCACAAGUCUGUGUCUGUCUGCAUGUCGACAAAGCUACAAACCUUUUUAUUUCUGUUUUCCUGGUGAAUUUUAGCACAGAUUUUAGCUUUUGAUUUACUAUUUCUGUGCUCAAAAGUUAUGGCCACCAAUGUUAAAAUCUUUUCCACUUUUGUUUUCAACAGGUGUUGACUGAAAGAGUGCAAGAAAAGGAAGGGACAGCGAGGAGCCUGGGGAGGAGAGAUCCCGUCCUUGCAGCGCAAGCAGCUGGUAUGAAGCUGAAAAUAAAUCCCUAAUUUCCUAAUUCACAAACCAUUCCUGAACUUGAGGAGAAUAGUAAUGACCAAAGGCUAAGCGAAUCAGUGGAAAAAUCCUUACAGAUCUCCUGUGGGUGGUGGGAGGACUGGUAUUUCUGACUUUGCAAUACUGGAGCCUAAUCCUUUGUAAUGGCAAUAAUAAUAAGGUGACUCACUGAGUGGAAGCAAUGAGUUUGAUAAACUUGGGCGAGCUGACCUCGAAAUGAAGCCCGGCAUCUUAAAUUACUUUUCAGGGUGGUCUCAAUCCUCUGAUACACCAAAGGCACGAGAUUUUGUAUACAUGAGGUAGAUCAAAUCCAGUUUAACCCUCAAGACACUCGCAUGCGAGAGUAUGUGCUGCAUGCACGAACAGAGACAUUCUGCAGACAAGAAUCAGCAGCAUAAUGCAGAUACUCUCAUGACAUCUUACAGGACAUACCACAGACGUAUAAUUUGUGCUGGGUGACCUGGAUCUUACCCCCUGAGGGUCAUUUUAGUCUUAAAAGCCGAUGAUGGAGCAAGUGAACCAGGCGAUGUUAAGCACGGUAUGCAACUUUAGUGGGGUAGGGGAAGUAGGGGGUAUAAUGGGGACAUUUGGAGAGGGAGAGACAAGGUGGCAUGACAGUGGGGAAGGAUGCAAACUGGAUUCUGCAAAAAACAGAGUGACAAAAGUAACUUAUGGUAGAGCUGUCCUGAUUUUGCACAACAUUGUAUCGGUGGCAUAUUCUGAUCAUCUGGCUGAUCAGUGUAUGUUUAUUUCAGUUGUCCACAUCAUAUUCCUGUAGUGACUUAAGACACGAUCAUUUAGUCCAGCCACAACCAGUAGUAAAAGCCCUGAAGUUUAGGAAUCAACUUACGGCUCUGCUUUUUAAUGUGUGAGAAAGUGCGAAAUUUCUGACAUGCCAGAAAGUCAUCCAACCCAAUAGGAGCGCCGAUUGGUCUUUCAUGGGCUCAUAUGUCUCCGUACAGUGCAGGGUGAUUGGGCUAAAAUUUGGGUCGUCUUCACAAGCAGAGAUUUGUGUUUGCAGAGAUAAUGUCUCUAAUGUAACUGAUCCACUGAGUAACUUCCACUUUUAAUUACCUGAUCCUUUUGAGUCAUGCUGAUUGUGGAGGCAGCCACUAGAGGGAGCUCUAAAAGUUUUGGCUUUACUUUGGAGGAGCUGCUUUGCACAUGCUUUUAUGUAGCCUGCUGUAAAAUGAUAAAUCUCAAGUAAACCUUUUCAGACAGCUCUUCCAAACAAAGAAUUAGCUAAGGGUAGCAGCAGCUCAGCUCGCAGUCCCUGCUGGUAUCUACUGAACGUACUUUAGAUCAGCUUUAUUCAGUGUUUUGGUAUAUUUUGAUUAAUGCACAAGAUUGUUUUGGAAAGGACACCUCUGUGGAUAUUUCAGCUCAUGUUUUAGUCCUCCAUAAGAAUGAACAUUAAAUAAAUCCUUAAUCAAAGGAGUUCCAGCUUUUACCAUGAAACGUCUUUAUCAAGUGUGAGAUCUUUUGUAAGUUUAAAGAAAUCCAAGUGGGCUACCUUUAUCUUCUCAAUACCUUUUUGACGAUGAUUGCACACCAUCAUGAAUGCAGACAAAGUUAUACUGAUGGUAUUUGUGCCACAUCACCCAGCCUCAGUUUCUGUUCUCAUGUCAUUUCAAAGGAGCUCUGUUUGAGAGGGCAAGAGAGGUCAAGUUCUCCAACACAGCCAAACACACACACAGUCUAACACAGACACACACUCUCUGGGGGAGCACGUACACACAUGCCAACACAUCUAAAACACGCAGCAGGCCCCCGCUGGAGGAGCAGAUGUGGAGCCCUGGUGGUGUGGGAGUCUUGAGGGGGUAAUGUGGGAGGAAUGACACCCAAAGAGCAGCGAGAAAAGAGAGAUUUGAAGCAGAGGAAAAAAAAUGUGAGUUAGAGUGUGUUUAGAUCUUUUUAACCACAUUUUAGAAGUCAAAGAGGAGUCGAGUGGACAGUGUUAGCCGUCUCGUCUGCUGGGCCGGGACGUUUGGUUGCAAAAGUGCAGGUUCUAAUUAUAUCUCAUCAUCUGUCCUCUGUCAGCGCUGUCCUCCACCCUCCUGUCUACACACACACACACUUACAGUCAGUUUCUCACACACACACAACCACUCCCCUUCCUUCAGGCCGGAGCCACACAAGGACAUAAAAACCAUACAGAUGAUUUCAUACACCAGCUGAUACACAGUACAUAUUUUAAGCUCUUUUCUUUUCUUUUCUUUUCUUUUCUUUUCUUUUCUUUUCUUCAGAAGAUCUUUUGUACUAACAGCCAUCAGACUUUACAAUUCUUCUAUAAACAGUAGAUGACUUUUUGAGACAUAACAAAUGAGACUAAAGACAAUUGAAUUUCCCCCCUGGAGAUAAAUAAAGUUAUUCUAAUUCUUUUUCUUAAACAUUUAUAAUUCCUUUAUCUUAUUUAGGCUCAUCAACACAUCGAAUACUUCAUCUAGAUACCCUGUUCAUAUCUGUUAUUUGCUUUAAAAAAGUUUUAAAGGUCUCCUAUAUGAUUAAACAUCUGUCUUGUCGAUACAUUCAUACUUAAGUCAUCCUCCAGCUCAGUAACUCUGAGAUUGUAGAAAUGGAAAACUGUCUGCAUUGUUCCUCUAGCCCACCUGCUGGGAAAAUAUAGCUUUUAGGAGGUAAUUUGAAUUGGCUCCUGUUCUGUUUCUUCCCACGCCAAUGUGGUUUCACUUCGGUACUGCAGAGUCAAGUUAUGCACAAAGGGAAAGCAAGUAGGAAUAACUGAAAUCUGACUGCAACUCUGUAACAGUGGUUUUCUCCAGUGAACUCUUGCGGGUUCUUCUGGUGUGCUCGCCACGUUUGUUUUGGUGUUUUCUGCCUCUGCAUCGAUCUGUACCAGUCUGUACUUCCCCUAGAGAAAAUCCAGGCAACCAAUCAGCACAGAAAUGUAAGCCACAUUACAAUAAAGUCAGAAACUGGGAGGCUGCAGAUCCUUUACAGAGGAUAAUUUGAGAUGCUUUGAAAGACACACCAACAUGCUAAAAAAAAACAUUAGAUUGAUAUAUAUUAAAGAGCAAAUUCUGUCUAUGUGUACUUUGCAGUGAACCCUGAUACUGACUUUGAUUAAACCAGACCACUGUGCGCAGUAUGAAGGCAUUAUCAACCUGACAUGGUGAUUCUAAAUAGGAAAUGCAAUGCACUGAUACAAUGAUAGAGAGGAAUAAAAGUAAUUUUCAUGGGGUGAAGUGUCUGUGUUGACCUUGUGUUCCUACCAGGACACCCCUCAGUCCGACUGAGUGGCAAAUAUGAAGUGUAAAUCAAAAUGCACACUAUUACUCUUCACUGACUGUAGAGCAAAACAAUUUAGAGCUCCCCCUACUGACUGGCUGCAGUAUAGGUCAUAAACCCUGCUUCUGUGUGCAUAGUUGAGACAUAUGUUAAGCUAUACAAUAAAAAAAACACAUUAAAUAAGUUUUUCUCAAACAUGGCCUCUGUCAUACUGAACUGAUAUAUGUCCAAGUGUUCAUUUUUCCUUUAAAUUUAACUUACUUUUUACCAAGACAAGAAAUGGUUAUGUCUUAGAGUGGGGUCACCUAAAGGUUUUCUCACAUUUUGGUGCCAUAUGACAUGCUUGUAUUGAGUUUGGUGUGAUGUUAGUCCCAUGCCUCUACCAUUUAGGUUGCUUCUGUGCAGGUUUUAGCUCUGCCAGUGCGCUAUGUCAACGCCUAUCAAGGCUGUCUUUUUACUUCACAUUUCACGAUAUGCAGAAAUGAAGCCACAUUGUGUGUUCUGGUGUCAAAAUAUACUGCACUACAUUGGAAAGGAGAAACAUAAACAGAAGAUAUAUAGAGGCAUAUCUGCUUAUAUUAAAGGGGCUUGGGCUCAGGCUGUAUCCCUCAGAUUUCCCCAAAACAAAGUUAUCUGUGGAUGCUGCCAGAACUUGGGUUUCCUGGCAUUUAUAUUUACCUGAAUUCAAAGCUGGGGAAGCGCACACAGAAACGCCUGAAGGCGUACAAAAGUGAGUUCAAUCAGUGGUGGAGGUCAAGCUGAAUAAACUUGGCACGUUGUCACUCACCCAGAAUUUUUCCUGGCAGUCCCCUGAGAAAAUUUUGGGCAAGAAGUGAGCUAAUGGGAGAACACAGCAGGAAAUGUUUGGGCAAAGUCCCAAAUGGGUGGGGGUGGUGACUUUAAACCAUGUCAUUAGUGGCACAAAAUGAUGAAUGGAAACAUCCAGAUAAGAAGGAUAAGAAAGACAAACAUUUCCAAGAAAGAAGGAGGGAAGGUGUCAGUACAUUUACUCGUUUUACACAUAGCAUCACAUCAGAAAUAAGUGGGAUCAUCCAACAUUACAGGUUUAGUAAUUAGUGAUGCUAACUGUUUCGAUGAUGCUAAAAACAUUAGCUCUAAAAUAGAAAGGUUAAACAUAAUAACCAACCGUAAAAUCCACUGGCUUUGUGAGACCGGCAACUUUCAGGGAAUAAACUCUGCAUUUCAGAAACGUUCAGGGACUUUUCUAUCCCCAAGAAAGAUCAGUGUUUGGAAAGACUGUCUCAAAGUAAUCUCUAAAACUAAUUAAGUCAAUUAAGUUAAUCAGUGACGAUUAAUUCUCAUAUUUUAGCAAAAUAGUGUUAUCACUGUCAUUAGCUGAUAAUGUUUGAUCAAGGCUGACGUCUUUUAGUCUGUUGACCAGUCAGAGGCUUUAUUUAUGAUCAGCUGACCUGUGAAAGUCCAAUGAGAAGCCAGUGCAGCCUUACACAGACAUUGUAUAGAAAUAGAAAAGACAGAAGAGUUUUUACUGGUAUCAUACAAUUCAUCUUGUUCUAGGAUCAAAUCUGUGCCCCCACUUCACAAAUUUGAAACGUGUUUGUUUUUAAAUUUAAUGAAACUGUGACUAUUUAAUCUUAGGAUAUUAGAAAUAUUAGUUUAUUUAAAGAUACUGAUUGCAUCAUGUUUUCGUGGGACGCAUGCAAACAGGUUAUUUUCAAAGAUUUCAGGGGGACAUACGUGUAGAGGUGUGGGACAUUUCUAUAGGGGUUUGGGUCUGUCCUUCACAUCUCACGGUGCAGCCUGUUCUUAUCGUGGUGGUGUGAGAGGAGUGCUUCUAAUUCUGUGUCACUGUGACUUUGUAUGUGCGUGCAUACAGCAUUUCCAUGCCUCAGAGUGUGCGGUAAUCUCUCUAUAAGAGAGUGAUGAAGGGGCACAGAUUAGGGGAAUCGCACCGAGGCAUUAAACUGACUACAGGACUUCACAAAAUACCAAAUCAAGUCAGUCAGUGUUUCCAAGUGCCCUACUUUUUACGAACCAGCAAGCGCUGAGCAUGGUCACAAGAUAGUCCAAGGGAGGGAGAGGAAGAGCUCAAAUUAAAGAAGAAAGACUUGAUUCUUGCUGAGGAAACAGAAAACUUUCUUUUUAAUAAACUUGAAGGAGUCUAGAAUAAAGAGAGGAUGUUUUGCUGUCCAAACUUAUGAUUCUAGCUCUUUAAUGGUAGUUUUUCAACUAAUAUUGUGAAAGGCUUAAACAGUACAUCCCCUGUUCCCACAAAGUGAUGACCUAGAAAGUUAAUCUUUUCCAAGCAGAGACAAACUCAGAGGCAUUGAUGUUGUGGGCUCCACGUCUGCCUGGCUCUGUGUGGGAGAAAAAAAAAAAACACCAUCAUUUGUAAACAAAGAGUCAGGAUCCAUUAACGCGGCUAUGAAAAAUGCACUGAAGUUAAUCUCAGAAGUUCACUAAUCUUUCCUGUUUUUAUGAGAGUUAGCAGGGAGGGUAAGAGAGACAGAGACCAGCGAAACCGCCUGAUCAUCAGCUGACAUUGAGAGAGCGAGAGAGCUGCAGAAAAACUUUAAAAAAAGAGGACAAAUAGAGACGAAGCAGGAGAGGGAAGAUCGUGAGAGGGGAGAAAGGGUGUGCAAACCCUAAAUUCAGAGGAGAAGUUAGCGUGCUCAGAUGAUUCCUAAUAAGGCUGUAACUGGCAGUCUCGAAGCUCUGUCCUGGAAUUAGCUGCCAGGAAACUUUCCCCUGUAACUCCUCUGCUCUGAACGCUAAGAACAGAAACAAACACACAAUCUGCUGUGACCCACAAUGCUCCAAAAAAAUUGAACGGAUAAAAUUAGAAACAAGGAGACGCAAGAGAAACAGUGAAACUAUUUCUGACCUUUUCAAAAGGAACAAUGAGUAAAAAAAAAGUCGUUCAGCGAAGUUCCUGUCUGUAAGUCAGUGUGUAUGAACCCGCGGCCUCUUUGCUCUGCAUCAAACACAGCUGCUCACCUUUUAAAGUUCCUGUGCUCAUUUACUCAUGUUUUCUCUCCACAGGUGAGAGUUGGUGGGUGACUGUUUGAAAAGCUGCCACAGACUCAACAUGGCUCAGGUGCUGCAUAUGGACCCCGGCUUCCCAGGUGCACCUCCAUUUUAAUUUUGACAGAUACACUGACUAAUCUGCAGAUUAAUGAGGGGACGUAGAAAUAAUUAUACAAGCCAAGUUUGAAAAAAGUUGGUAUACUGUGUAAAAUGUUGAAAAGAAUCAGAAUCUGAUGGUUUACACAUCAUUUUAACUUUAUUUGAAAAUAGCACAAAGAUUAAAAAAAAGUAUUUACUUAAGUUUAUUUUAACUUUGAUUCUAGCAACAUGUCUGCUACUUAUAACAUGAUAACAUGUUUUUCACAAAACAGAGACAGAUGUCUAUAGAUAUAUGUUGUCUUUACACCCCAUUUAAUCAAAUAUAAUAAAUUAAUAAUAAUAAAUGUUAUUUUUAAUGCACUUUUACAGGUGCUCAAAGACGCCUUACAAAGAAAAAGAAUAAAAUUAAAUAAAAAAAAAAUUUAAAAUACAUAAAAUAAAAAUAAAAAAAUUUAAAAUACAGAAAAUUUUGAGAAAUAAAACCAACAGUGUAAGAGGUUAAAAAAGACACAGUAAAAGAACAGUUCACAGGUUAAAAGCCAUUUGAAAAAGGUGUGUUUUUAGGAGUGAUUUUAAAGUGUGGGCGUCUGUGCAGUCCCAGAUGGGUUUGGGAAGUGAAUUCCAGAGGGAGGGUGCGGCAGUGGAGAAGACUCUGUCCCCCCAAGUUUGGGAUUUAUAGGAAUUUAAUGACAAGGAAAUCAUCAAAUUCUGCUUUUGUCAACAUUUUAUAAAAUAUAUGGACCUUUUCAGAGCUGGGUUUGUAUUUUUUAAGGAUUUAUUCUGUCUGAAAACACUUAGGUAAUGAACAAAUUGUACAGCUGAGACAAGAUCAUGUUAGCCUCGAUGGUACCUCUUCACUUUGUACCUAAUUUGCUGAUUGUUCCAGAUUAAAAACACAAAUACAGACUUAAAACAAAGUUAAUGCUAUUUUCUAAAGUCUGAGCCCAAGAUUAGACGCAGAUUUCCGUUUGUUUAAAGUUGAUUUCCUUCCCCCUCAGGGAAACUGAACCCGCCUGCUCCCUCCUCUCUACACGGCAAAGAACAGGAGGCAAACUACUCAGUGGAGACCCCCUACGGCUACCGUCUGGACCUGGACUUCCUCAAAUAUGUCAACGACAUAGAGAAGGGGAACACCAUCAAGAAGGUGCCGAUCCAACGCCGGCCUCGCUAUGGUUCUCUGCCCCGUGGCUAUGGCUAUGCCGGCUCCUGGUGGACCUCUACAGAGUCCCUGUGCUCAAACACCAGCAUGGACAGCCGGCACUCCUCCUUCUCUUACUGCGCCCCGGGCUACCACACAACACAAAGACCCAGCUUCAGCACUGCCCGUGUGGAGAAGACCCUGCUGGACGCACGCAGGAAGCUGGAGGAAGAGAAGGAGGGGCGGAGAUUUUCCAACCUAGGUAGCAUGCACAGCAGCGUAGCAGGCUCCAACACCUCCAUCAGCAGUGCACACAGCUUUAACCGAGCACACGGUGGAGGUGGAUCCUUUACGCCAAUGAGUUCUGGCCUGUCCACUCCUGUGACGCCAACACCUGCACACCUGCAGCACGUCAGGGAGCAAAUGGCUGCAGCUCUCAGGAAGAUCAGGGAGCUGGAGGAGCAGGUGAAGACCAUCCCUGUGCUGCAGGUCAAAAUCUCUGUUCUGCAGGAGGAGAAACGGCAGCUCAGCGUCCAGCUCAAAAGCCAGAAGUUCCUGGGCCACACUCUGGGUUUUAGCCGGGGUCGUCCAAGAGGAGAGCUCUACAUUGACAUCCCUGAAGAAGAGACAAGCGCGGCGGCAAAAAGCAGCAAUAAGCUGACAGAGCCACUGUCUCCCUCCACACCUGAGGGGGCCAAGCAGGACUCGGGCUGUGAGAUCGAGGACACGGUGAUUGUGGCAGGAGCAAGACCAGAUGCAAAGCGGGAAGUGCGCACUAUUGGAGUCGGACCAGAGGACUUGAAAGAAACCUGCCAGGUGGGAGUCGGGGUUCGGGAGGAGGAUCUGGGGCUGCUGCCAGAGACAGAGGCUCUCAGGAAUCAAGUGGGUCAGCUGGAGGGGGACUUAAAGCGGACGCUGCAGGAGCUGCAGGUGGUACAGAAACAGGCGGAAGUGAUACCGAAGGCGCCUCAAGCGGAGCAUCCUGUCAUGGCUACCAGUAUGGGCUGGCAGGAACCACAGGGCUGCAGCCUGCACACUCUGGUCAGCUUCACUCAGCUGCCCCAACAGAGGGAGCAGAGGACUGUGGGGAUCCAGGUGUACACACUGGAGCAGCCGACUGUGGUGGAAGUAGGAACUCUGCUCCGAGCAGAGACCUGCAGACUUCCCAGUCCUCUGACAACUGAAGGAGUCGUGGAGGAUCAACACAGAGAGCAAGUGGAAUGUUUGUGUUCAUCUGGUAUGUUCUAAACACCUGAAAUAUGUCUGAUACACUACUCUUAAUCUAUACAACAAAAUACCACAUCUAAAUACACCUCUACAAAGGUGAAUUAAAGGGAUAUUCUGGUGUAAAAUUAAGUUAGGGUCAAACACACCAUAACACCGAGUGAGACAACCCCUCGAGAGAUGAAUGUUGCCGACUGCUUGCUUCUCUAGUUAAACCAACUUAAGUAACGACCCCAGAUAGCAAUACACAGCGGUCUGAGGAGCCAUAAACAAACCUCAACCAAAACGCCACUCUAUAGCCACAAAUAAUGCUCAGAACAGCACCUAACUUGCCUGAUUUCUUUAUCAAAGAGACUAAACACAACUUACCUGCUCUCUUCCAGCAGCUGCUUGUUUGUAGUGAGACCUUGGGUCAGUCAAUUACUGCAGUGGAGUGACGCAGUUCAAGGAAGAACAUUUAUAAUCUUUUCUUUAUCAUUUCCUUGAAGUGAUAACCAUCAUAUUAAUCAUUUUGCACUGCAGACACGGUAGUUCUUCUGCCUUAUCGGUCUGAUAAAUGAUCAUAAAUGUUCUUCCUUGAGCUAUGUCACCCCACUGUAGUCCAUAAUGGACUGGCCCGAGUUCUCGCUACAAACAAGCGGCUGCUGGAAGAGAGAGGGUGAGUUGUGUUUAGUCUCUUUGGCUGGUACUAUGGCUGUGACCCUACAUGUACUGUUGAUGAAGUUAGGUGCUGUUCUGAGCAUUAUUUGUGGCUAUAGAGUGGCGUUUUGGUUGAGCCCGUGGCUCUCUGUAUUGCUGUCCUGUGGUCAUUACUAAAGUUGAUAUAACUAGAGAAGUAAGCCGUCAGCAACAUUCAUCUCUCGACGGGGUGUCACACUCGCUUUGUUUGACCUUAACUCAAUUUUACGCUGGAAAAUCCCUUUAAAACCUUACGAAUACUAAUACAAACUAGGAUUUAUCACAUCACUGUUGUAUCAGAUUGCAUUAAAUUGAGCAGGUUAGAUAUAAAUUCAGGGACUUCUUGUUAAAAUUAAUGAAUCAGUAAAUUUAAUUUAACUUAAACAAUUUUGUAAAGCUGAAAACUCUUCUGUCCGACUCUCAGAUGCUCCAGUUCCACUUGCGAUCAGCUCCAAGGAGGUGAGGGAAGUCCUAAAGUGUGAGCUCUCCACUUCAGAACCUGUAGCGUCUUCUGUCAUCACUGUUGGCAUGUCGGCUGAUCAGAUUAGUCCAUUAGCUUCAAAAGAAGAAGAAACACACCUGCAUGAAUCCACAGAGGCCGUCCAGUCACAAGAGAGCGCCCAGACAGGUAACCAGACUGGUCAAAACACCCUUGACCUUCACUCAAAGGUUUUAUGACCUCCCUGUGUUUAUGAUCACUGGUUUCUUUUUCAGCCUCGUCUCCGCCCUCCUCUCUGAGGUCCAUUAUGAAACGGACAGAACAAGGUGAACCAGGAUCUCCCUCUGCAAAGAAAAAUCUACAGUUCAUUGGAGUCAAUGGAGGGUAAGUCUGAACUCUUAGGGCUGUUUAAUUAUGCUGAAAAUCCUUAUGAUAGUUUUGAUUGAUAUUGACAUCACAAUCAUUAGAAAUCAUGAUUUGACAUCUGCAUCACAAACCUUUUCGCUCCUUAAAAUCUAUUUAUAACUUAAGAUCUCUUAAUCCUUAAAAAACUGUGUCCGAGGAAAAGUCACAAGACGAUUGUGCAUCUUUCACUGCAGCUAAACCUAAAAAAAAAUGAACAUUUGAAAACAUUAAUGAUAUGUUUAAUGUUAAAUACUCUCUGGACGGCUGUUCAGGGGAGACAAUGGCCCCCUUUCUUUGGUACAUUUUGCACAUUUUAAAAAGCACCUGUGAGGAACUUUUGUGUCAAUUUUGGUGAUCCUGAGUCCUAAAUGGCUGAUUGUCUUCUAUUCGUCUUCAAGAAUCUCUGCUGUGGAAGAAAAAAGCUGUUUUUGCAGUAUUAUGUUAAUCAGAGGAAGAGGAUUUAGGCAUUCACAACAACAUCAGAAUAAUAAAAGCUGCCACAAUCAUUUUGUUUACUUUAUAGAUCAUGAAAAGCAUCAGCAUUUAUUUCAUAACCAAAUAAAACUUCUUCACAGGAGAUUGUAAGCUGCCAAUAUGCGUAAAUUAAAACUGACUCCUUUAUCUGCAAAGCCUCUUUGCAAAUACAGACGAUUCAAGAAAUAAAACAGCAGCUGUUGGAGCAAAAUUAUACACUUCUUCAGAGAGUUUGGAUCACUGUGGUUGAAUAUUUUAAGUGGUGUCAAAUCUUGAACUUUAGUUAUUGUAGUUAUGUGGCCAAAGAACAGCCUGUAGCAGUACUCUGUCGUUAUUAUUGCUAUUUGAAUAAACAGUCAGGGCCUGUCUUAGCCUAAACACUCGUAUAUAUGGUCACACUUAUCCCAGGCGUAUGGAGAUGAUUGGGAGCUGUUACGUGGGAUGAAAAGUUGUUAUUGUCAAGAUUUCUUUUAGAUAUCAACAGGCUGUAUUUGCUGGCAGUGUUAUAAAUGGUAAACUAUUAAUAGAAGACAUCCCCUUUUCUUAGUCUUAUCGUGUGGUUAUGAUCAGAGAGUGUUAGUCACAGCGAUUGCAUAUUUGUGUACGUCUCUUGAGAAAAGUUUGUGGUGUUUGGAUGAAGAUGAGUCAAAAUACUAAGAGGAUGGAUGAUAUGGAGGACUUGCUGCAAAGUUAUGUCCUGAUCGGUCUUGUUUUAAAUUUAUCCAAUACAGCCCCAAUUCCCAUAACAAAAGUGGGAGGCUUUGUAAAGUGUUGAUAAAAUUAGAUUUUGAAGGUGUGACGAUUCAGCUCAUAGAGUGCAAAGAAAACACAUUGAAUUGGAAAUUGAAAAGCUGUUUGUUUUGUUGAGGAUGCAGCCUUGAUUUAAGGAAGCUGGAGGAACAUCUCCAACUAAUGAAGUUAACUUUCAACAUGUUAGUAACAUGGCUGAAUAUUAAAGGGGCAGUUCAGGGGAGCUGAGUGUCUGAGAAGUAAAGGUGGGGGGAGGUUUCUGUGAGAGACUGCAGGAGCAAAUAGUUCACUGAUUUUAGAGUAAUAUUCUGUAGUCUGGAAAUUGCUCAAUUUUGUGGAUUUCAUUUAGGGAUGCACUGAUCUGAUAUUUGGAUCGGAUAUUGGCUCCGAUAUUGACAAAUUAACUGGAUCAGAUAUCAGGUGAAUUACGCCGAUCCAGAGUUCUGAUCCAUUUUUGUUUUCUUUUAAUUAAUUUUUCUUUUAAUACAUGGAAGUCUUACUUUUUUGCUCUGUGCUAAUGUGCAAUUUGUAAAUAAAUGAUAUUAAGUACAUUUAUAUCUGUGCUUAUUUGUUACCUUUUUUUAACAAGGCUAAUAUCAAGUCUGAUGCCUUCACUCACAGGGCAAGGUAUACAGUUUAUUCAUUCAAAAGCAGUAUUGGAUUGGUAUCGGCUAAUACGCUCAGCCCUGUAUCAGAUUGGAUCGGAAAAAAAGGAUCGGUGCAUCUCUAAUUUCAUCACUUACACUACAUACAUAAACAUAAUCCAGAGAUGCCAGCAAGUUUUCUGGGCCUGAGCCCAUUAAAUAUGGUCUGAGACAAAGUGAAAAACUGUCCUGUGAUCUGACAAAUCAAUGUUUGACAUUUGUUUUGGAAACCGUGGACACAGAAUCGUCCACUCUAUAGAGAAUAGAGAAACCACAUGGUUUAUUAUCAACAAACAGCUCAAAAGCUAGUAUCCAUGAUGGCAUUAGGAUGCAUUUUAUUGUUUAUUUGGCAUCAUUACAUAGGAUGGCUGAAGAGACACAGGAAACAUGGAGAGUACAGAGGUGGGAAAGACAUGCAGCAAAGGGCAAAGGUCAGAAGUCAAACCAGCAAUGGCAGCUUUUAAUUUGUGUCUAUAUCUCUAAGAGUUCAAGUUGAAAUGCAUUUGUUUAGUUAUGAAAGACAUUUAAGUUUCAAUAACUUUAAACUGUUUGGAAGUAAAAGAUAUUCUUGUCUUGCAGGUAUGAGUCCACUUCAUCAGACAGCAGCAGCGAGAGCUCGGACGAGGGGAGCGACUCCAGCGAAUAUCACGAAGCCAGAGAAAAACUGCCAGACACAGCAAUUCAGAACCAGCAAAUAACCCAGACCAAGCCUCAACAGAGCAACAGUGUACCUCAACAAACUGCCGUCCAACUACCAGCCGUCAUUCCAGACUCACUGCAGAGUCACAACCAGCCAGAAUCUGCAGACACAACACUGCCAGACAAAGACCCGCAGUCACCAGCCACAGAUACUGUUCUGCAACAAUGUGCCUCACAGCCACCAGCCUCCGACUUUCCACCUCCUCCACCAGCAAAUGAACCCGAAGCUCCCGCUCCUGAAGAGAGCGCGGAGAAGCCGUUAGAAGAACAACCCCCCACUUCUGCAUCAUCAAACACUGAAUCCAUCCCUCAGCAGAGCUCCAUAUCGUCCUCAGUCACCAGUUCGUCCUCGCUUUGUGAGACCACGAAGCAGCAACACACCGUCCAAUCAGAAACGACUGUCAUCUCCAGCCUGCCUGAAGCCGAAAAAGCAGUAGCAGCUUCAGAAUCUGAAACAGAAUUCAGGUAGAUACACAUGUGUUUUUUUAUUGAUUUUCCAAGGCACUUCUAAGCUUGAUGUCACUGUUACAUGCCUAAUAGAAAAAUACAGUUAGAGAAGUCUGGGCGUACAGAUGUGGUUCUGGUUUUUAAAAAACGGAGGGAAAAUAGAUUAACAAAUACAUCAAUCAGAGGACUUCUGGUAUGUGAGGGUUUGCUGUAAUAUUGUGAUGAAAAAACUGGGCUAUCAGGUGUGCAUAUAAGUGACUAAUGUAGUGCUUUAAUGCUUCUCAGACUGGAGCUGAGUGACAGCCUGAUGUCGGCCCUUCAUGACCUCCAGAAAGCUCUGGGGGAACCAAACGCCUUCAGUCAACAAGGAGCGGUGAGUGUUGCUUUAAUUCUGUGUAUAUAAAGUUAAUUUUGUGCAAAUUAAGUUGAGUGAAUUAAAUUGUUCAGCCUUUAUUACUUCCCAACAUUACUGAAUAGCAUCAGUAACACACAAACUGUGCUAGUAUGAGAAAUGAAUUGAUUUAGGGUGUUCAUUCUUGUUUUAUAAAGGGAUAUUUCAGUAUUGUUGAAGUGACGUGUCAUUUCCUGAGAAACUCACUUUAUGGAGGUAACCUCUAAUGUCACCUCAGAACUACUAAAUUAUCCCUUUUUAUAUGCGGACAACAGAUGAUUACUGUGUGUAUAUUUUUGAGAGGAUACGUCCAAAAGCUUGUUAGUGUUGGCGUGUUUUGUGUCUCUGACUGUCCUCCCUGUGUCUGUUCUCAGAGGGCGGCCUACACCACCGUGCUGCAGGAUUGGCUGCGUGUGUCCUGUCACAAAGCGGCGGACACAGAGGUGGUGAAGGCCUACAUGAGCGCCUUCACCUCCAUCUCCCCUCAGCUGCUGGAGUUUGUGAUCAACAUGGCAGAUGGCAACGGGAACACAGCGCUUCACUACACCGUCUCCCACUCAAACUUCCCCGUGGUGAAACUACUGCUGGACACAGGUGAGUUUAGUUUAGUUCAAAUUUAAGGUUAAGCUGUGGGUGCUGGUAAUACAUGCCCAUCAUGAUUCAACCACAACAUAAAGAAAAGAGAGAUCCAAGAAGUUCAUCAGCUGUUUGAAUUCAAAAUAUACAUUUUAUCAGUGCAUCAGGCUGUCUGAGGUAGUUUCCCUGUCAUUCAGUCAUGGUGCACUCUUGUCGCCACCUGACAUUCGACUGACACUCUUGACUUUCUUAAAGGGAUAUUCCAGUGUAAAAUUAAGUUAGGGUCAAACGCACUGUAACACCAAGAUAGACACCCCGUCGAGAGAUGAAUAUUGCCGACCACUUGCUUCUCUAGUUAUUCCAACUUUUGUAACGGAAGAACAUUUAUGAUCAUUUCUUUAUCAUUUCCUUGAAGUAAUAAUCAUCAUAUUAAUCAUUUUGCACUGCAGACACGGUAGUUCUUCUGCCUUAGUGUCUUGGUCUGAUUGCAUUUCCAUGAGAUGAUCAUCAAUGUUCUUCUUUGAGCUGUGUCACCCCGCUGCAGUCCGUAAUGGACUGGCCCUAGGUCUUGCUACAAACAAGCAGCUGCUGGAAGAGAGUAGGUGAGUUGUGUUUAGUCUCUUUGCUAAAGAAAUUAGGCAAAACUAAAAAGAUGUUUGGUGGCUAGUGCUGUGGUCAGGAGCCUAUAUGUACUGUUGAUGAAGUUAGGUGCUGUUCUGAGCAUUAUUUGUGGCUAUAGAGUGGCUCUUUGUAUUGCUAUCCUGCGGUCGUUACUAAAGUUGGUAUAACUAGAGAAGCAAGUGGUCAGCAACAAUUAUCUCUCGACGGGGUGUCGCACUCGGUGUUGCGGUGUGUUUGACCCUAAAUUAAUUUUACGCCGGAAUAUCCCUUUAAAAAAUACAGUGAUGGUUGUCUACAAAAAUGGAGGACAUGUUCUGCACUCAAAGGAGAAGGUAACUAUAAGAAGCUACUUCUUACAAACACAUGGACAAAAUAAUAAAAGAGAUCAAAUGGUAACACUUUGACCACAGAAGGGCGUCAAAUCUACACAAACAAAAAAUUCCUUCAGGGGCUUUAAUUUGUUUUUCUGUAUUUCACUGUUAGUUUCAAAAUACUGCUAAUGGUUUCUGAUGUAAACGAAAGUUUUAUUUGUUAACAUUUAAAUUUUUUUAGGACAGUGUGCAGACACAAAAGGGAGAAAUAAAAAAGCAAACAAAAAUUUAAUCAGUAAAUCUUGGUAAACUUGUGAAAUUCAAUAUGUGACAUGAUUGAUUAGAGUCAUGUUGGCUAAUUCUGCUUACAUUGCUGCACUGGGUUUAUAGGUGUGCCAAUUACUUUGCCUAAAACUGGGUUACAUCUAAAAACAAUCGGUCAGGCUUAAACAUCUCAGUGGAUGGUGCAGCCACUUUCGAGAACUGUCACAUCAGUUGAAUAAAUGUAUAAUUUCCUCCACCAUUAUCUUUUUCUCACUCCUGUCAUUGUUCAGCGCUGAGGUUGAUCUGUGUUAGAAGAUGCAUAUCCAAAACCUUAUCAAAUAAAUGUCAAUAUGGCUGUUUUUUUUCUGAAGUGUGUUUUGUUAAAACUGUAAGUAGGAGGGAUAUGACGUCUUUAUCUAGCAGACAAGUUUAAGUCCUAGUCAGAGGGAUGUAGUCGCUGCCCUCUGUGUACAUUUUUGCAGCAGUUCUGAGCUUCACACUUUGUCCUAAACUGUUCUCUUCUCUUAAAAACGUCCCUGUCAGUGUUUGUGCGGCUGUUAGUCUGAUCGCUCUGUUUCACCUGACAGGUCUGUGUAACGCUGACAAGCAGAACAAGGCGGGCUACACGGCCAUCAUGCUGACGGCUCUGGCUGCCUUUCACUCAGACACCGACCUUCAGACGGUCUUGCAGCUGCUGCGCACCGGGGACGUCAACGCAAAAGCUAGCCAGGUGCGCCCUCUACUGCUCACUUAAUUGAACUGCAACUGCACAUAAAAACAAACCUUCGAUACAACUCACUUUUGUCACGUUGUAGUUUCCUAAGUUUUUGCAGGUCUGUUUAGAAAUGUUUGAUUUCUGCUUCAGAUCAGUCUGAUCAAUUGAAUGUUAAAUCUGUGCAGGCCGGACAAACCGCUCUGAUGCUAGCGGUCAGUCACGGUCGGGGCGACAUGGUGCGGGCACUGCUGUCCUGUGGGGCUCAGGUCAACAUCCGGGAUGAUGACGGCUCCACGGCGCUCAUGUGCGCCUGUGAACACGGACAUGUGGACAUCGUGCGGCAGCUGCUGUCCGUGCCCGGCUGUGACGCCACUCUCACAGAUAAUGUAAGGAGGCAUUUCCUCUCCUCCCUCCUUCCUCUGUGUUUUUAAAUUUUUCUGACACGUCCUGUCCAAACCAUCAUCUUCACCUUCAUCCUUUUCUGUCUGACAGGACGGCAGCACCGCUCUGUCCAUCGCCCUGGAGGCCACCCAGAACGACAUUGCUGUGCUUCUGUACGCUCACCUCAACUUCGCAAAGCCCCCCUCCCCUGUGAGUGCUGACACUGCUAACACACACACACACACACACACACACACACACACACACACACACACACACACACACACACAAACACACACUGACACACACACACACACACACACACUGAUACGCUCACACAUUGCUGUCAGAGGGCCUUUAUACAGAGAAAUCAUUUAGCUCCUGUGUCGAACAAUUAGGCAGGGAAAAUGAGCCAUAAUUAAGGAUCGCUCGGAUGAAUCUGUAUUAUUUCUUUGUUUGCAAGGAGGUGAAGAGGGUUAUUCAUGGAAAUGUAGACAGUCUCAAAUUGUACUAUUAUUCAAAAUGAUAAGCAUUUUUAAUGAACCAAAAGCAGGUUAAACAUUUGCUUGUAUUGUGUUACAUUACAUAAACAGACAGCAUUUUUGAGAGGACAAAAAUCCCUCCGUUUUUCAGAACUGACUGUUUUAGUAUUAAGAGAAAAGUUGUCAUGCAGAAAAAUGGGUCUAUGUAUUAUCUUUCCAUUUAAUUAUUCCAUUCAAUCUCGUAAACAAAAAAACGAGUCAAUAUUUUGUUUAUUUGUUUUUCUCUAUAACCAAAAAAUAAACAAUUAGUGUUUGUUUUUGUAUUUUCAGCUCAAAACAGAAUAUAUAAUAGAGAAGGAAACAAAAACAAAAUAAUAAAUCUUAUUUACAAUUAUUGAUUUUGAGUGCGCAUGUUUUGAGCAUACGUGCAUAGAGGCUACAUUGGCCUUCCCAUGAUCCUCAGUGACAGUUACCAUGGUGAAAGAUACGAUAGAGCAGUUCGAGCGCCAAAAUCUUAGAUUGUAACAGAGCUCUGGUUGUAAUUUUUUGCUAAAGUCAUAUCUUCCUCCUUCAGCGUGACCCUCCUGGCAGCUUUGAAUAAGCCUUUGAAUUAGCCUUUCUUUACCGCUCUGGCUUGGAGGUUUUGGUCCAUGUUGUUGGCUACUUUGUUGCGCAAUGCACAUUUGCGAACAGUAGAAAGGCAUUGUGAAAAAUGGGGACUUCAAUAACCCGAAAACGAAAAGUUGAAUUAUUAUGUUGUUUUUGUUUCCAUCUCUAUUAUAUAUUCUGUUUUGAACUGAAAACACAAAAAACAAACCCUGAUCUUUUUGGUUAUAUAGAAAAACAAAUUAACAAAAUAUUGACUAAUUUCUUCGUUUUUCGUUUACUAGAUUGAAUGGAAUAAUUGAAUGGACGGAUAAUACACGGACCAAAAUGUCCCAUCAUUCUGAGUUAAUGUGGAAAUUUUUAUUAAAAGAUCACCAGUAGUUGAAGGUUCAGGUCUGAGUAUGUUCGCUUUCAAAACACGCAAACACUGAAACGUUUUUUUAACUGUAAGAUUUUUUUUUUCCCCCUACCUCAUCCAGGUUUCUCCGAAGUCUCCUCUCCUGGGUUCAUCUCCUCCUACUGGUGAAACGAAAUAAAGUUCAACUCCUCCUGUGACUUCACAGAAAAUCCACAUCCACCUCCCACAUCACAGUGUUUGUUUUCUUUCUGUAAUUAAGACAAUGAGUUUAAGUGUGUUUGUUUUCUUUCAUCGUAAUUUAAGUGUAUCAUAAUGUGCAGAUCAUUGUAUGACAGCUCUCACUGUUGUUGUCUUCUGCUGCUUUUUGUUCACUUUUACUCACAGUGUUGCUUGGAAACCUGGAUUACUUUUGUGGUACUCUCUUAAAUAAUCAAACAUCUCCAGUCCUUCAAAUAUCCAGUUUUCACUUUUUUUAAAGGCACAUAGAGGCCAAAACAUUUCACUGUCGCUCAGCUCAUUAUACACUUGUUUUUGUCAGUCGAUAUGAAACUUCUUUACUUAGUUGUGUUUUUAUUGUAUCAUGUACAGCAGCUUCUACAGAGUAGCAUCAUGACGUUUCAUUACCAUCACUUGGAAUAAGAAAAGCCACCCCUCUCAUAAAGAAGUGUCCUUGCAUCAACUAGCUCAUUGGUGCUACAACAAGAUGAAACACAAAACACCACUUUAGCAGUAUAUCAAUAUUUAUACACCAGAUUUAUUUACUCUAGAGUAUUUUUGAUAUUGAUUUUUUAAAUUCAGGACCUCAAUAGAUCAAAUUUUUAAUCCCUUGGUGAUGGUUAACUUAUUACAUCUUUUCCACCAGAGGAUGGAUUUAUUUUUUUGUGUUGCAGCAUUCCCAAAGUGAACCCAAAGAUGUUUCUGUCCUCUCAGCUCUGUAAAUGUGGUCAAAUUAAAAAACAAAGGUCUGGUAUCAAAGUGAGGGAAAGAGGUGGUUGGUAUAAAUCUGAAGGUGAAGGUACGAUGGUUUUGUAUUUUUUUAACCUGAAGGUAUUCUGGAUGGUUGUACGGAAAGUAAAGGGUGUUACUGUAUUUGUAAUAUUCUGUGCUCAAAGAUUAAAAAAGGACUUUGUUCAAAUAGAGACUAAAAGCACUGGUAAAGCCAGGUUUGUCAGGGAAGCAGGAAGUGUCUGAUUGGGCUCUUUGAAGUACGUGUAUAAUAUGAUAAUCAAAAUAAUAUAUGUCAAUAUAAACCAGUAGUUAUGACGCCUAACGUUAAAGUCCUUGAACUAAAGUGCAUAGGCUAUUGAUGUCAAAAUUUCUAUUACUUUUUGAAGGUUUUUCACACGUUUCAUAUUCACUUUUCAGCAGUUAAAUUUUUAUAAACUUUCAAUUUAUUAAUUUAAGUAUCUAUCUUUUAUACAUUUAGAAUUUUUAAGCUCACAUCUACUUUAUGUAACCGCACAGCUCUUCAGUUUGUUUUAUGAAGGUUUAUGUAAAAUUUUAGAUUGUGUUUCUCAACUGAUUAAUAAAUGUGGACCACACUGUU
Xyrichtys novacula (pearly razorfish) is the source of this 32881-nucleotide messenger RNA. The record is from the annotation of a GenBank genome assembly. NCBI's taxonomy places the organism in Eukaryota, Metazoa, Chordata, Actinopteri, Labriformes, Labridae.